Molecule: messenger RNA, 1340 nt
Organism: Caenorhabditis elegans
Lineage: Eukaryota; Metazoa; Nematoda; Chromadorea; Rhabditida; Rhabditidae
Gene: nhr-69
Product: Nuclear hormone receptor family member nhr-69
Exons: 9
Coding region: 12-1133 (373 amino acids)
Biological process (GO): regulation of DNA-templated transcription; intracellular receptor signaling pathway
Cellular component (GO): nucleus
Molecular function (GO): RNA polymerase II cis-regulatory region sequence-specific DNA binding; sequence-specific DNA binding; DNA-binding transcription factor activity
Source: RefSeq, marked reviewed
AGACAAAAAGUAUGGUCGAAGAAAUAUGUCAUAUUUGCAACGACAAAUCAACUGGUAAACACUACGGGGCAAUCAGUUGUGAUGGAUGUAAAGGAUUCUUUCGACGAAGUAUUCGCAAACGAUAUCAUUAUCAAUGCAGAUUUGAACAAAAUUGUGAUGUUACCAAAAAUAAACGGAACGCAUGUCGAGCAUGUAGACUUCAAAAAUGUGUAAAAGCGGGAAUGAAGAGUAAUGCAAUUCAAAAUGAACGGGAUGCAAUUGGAAAACGGAAAAAGACUACGGGAGCUGAAAAAGAAGAUUUGAUAGAUCAACUUGUUGCCGCAGAAACAUUAUGUCAGCAAUUAAGGUCCAGUGUAAUCAAGAAUACAUCUUCACUUGCACCAUACGACUGUGGAAAAGUUAAAUGGAAUUAUGAAGAUGCGAGAGCUGCCACAUUGGAUGAUAUUGGAAAAUCGAUUCAUCAACAAUUGGUUCUUUUUAUCGAAUGGGCGAAGUCAUUACCUCAAUUCUCGUUUUUGGCUCAAGCAGAUCAGGCAGCUCUUCUCAAAGGCGGUGCCGCGUCAAUAAUUGUACUUGGAGUAGCAUAUCGAUCGAUUUGUCUGACAGUUGAAAAUACAAUUUGCCUUGCAAAUGACACACUUCUUCCAAAAGAACAUGCAACACAAGUGGGAGAUAUCAAUUGUGUCGUCGGACGAAUUAUUGAUGAAAUUGUGAAUCCAAUGAGGAGGUUAAAUAUGGAUUUAAUUGAAUAUGUUGCACUGAAAGCUAUUCUGUUUUUCAAUCCAGUCGUCAGAGAAAUCAACGAUCAGAGUCCGGUGGAGAACGCCCGAUAUGCUUUUUUGAGGUCAUUGCAGAGAAGGUGUACUGACAAGGCACUUGAAAAUAUGGAAGACGAAUCAAUGGAUUGCAGAAGUGGAAAGCUUUUGUUAUUACUUCCAUCACUUCAGGCUAUUGCUCAACAAUUGGUAGAAGAUGUCCAACUUGCUCGUUUGUUCGGUCUCGUGAAUGUCGAUUCGUUAAUGGAAGAACUUAUUCUAAAUGAUAUGAAACCUUCAGAUCCACAGAUAUUACAAACGAGUCUGGCAUCACCGGUGAACUCGUCCGUUAAAGCAGAAGUUGAAUUGGAAGAAUAGUUUCCAAUUUUCCAAUAUUUUAUAUUCAAGAGACCAUAAUCUCAUCUUGCCUCCCUUCCUGCUCAAACCAUCUAAAUACUUCCAAACUUUGACUUCUAGAAAUCGGGUCCCAACGGACACAUUACUUACCUGCUCAAACCACCUCAUUGUUUCCUUUUUCUAUGUUGGUUUUAUUAUUAUUUUAAUAAUUAUUAUUUCAUGUCAUGC